AUGCUAGAUCCUCUGCUGAAGUCCAGGAGCUCUGGGACACUUCGUUCAGCUGAAACUGGUUCAUCAAAGGAAAGCUUGAAUUCCUUCAAAUCAAAGCAAUUUGAUGCCACUGAACCACUUAAGGAUGAAAAGUAUGAGCCAUCAAGGAUAAAAGCUCUUCUGCAGCUUACAAUAAGGAAUGGAGUUCCUUUGUUCAGAUUUGUGGUUGACAACAAUAGCAACAUUCUUGCAGCCACCAUGAACAAGUUAUCAUCGCCUCGGAAGAAUAAUUCAGGCUGCAACUAUACGUUCUAUGCCAUUGAUGAAAUCAAGAAAAAGAGUGGCAGCUGGAUAAGUCAAGGCAGUAAAGAGAAGAGCUGUGGCUAUGUCUACAAUGUGAUUGGCCAUAUGAAGGUUAAUGGCUCUUCCAUCUUUGAAUUGAAUGGACCGAACUCCGUUGGCCAGAUUAAGGUGAAAGAGUCUGUUUUGUUUGGUGUCGACCUAAGUCAGGCGAAUCAGGCAUCGCCUAAGUUCAUGGCAAAUAGGGAGCUUGCAGCUAUUGUUUUCAAAAUGCCUAAUGAAAUCUCUAGCCUCGACCUGCAGCAGACUGAUCAAAACUUGAUACACAAGGGCUCCUCACAGUGUCUUCCAGAAAGUCGAAGCUCUGGUAACUUGGGGGAAACCAAACACUGUUGUAGUGCUACUGUCAUACUUCCUGGUGGUAAUCAUAGCUUGCCAAACGAGGGAGUGCCUUCGCCAUUGAUACAUCGGUGGAGAUCUGGUGGAUCAUGUGAUUGUGGCGGUUGGGAUGUUGGUUGCAAUCUACGUACACUCACCAAUGGAAGCCGAAGUACUAAGAUUCCAAGUACAUUUAAAAGUUGCCUGAUAUCAAAUUGUUUUGAACUUUUCACUGAGGGAGCAAUCCAACAAGACCAGCCUAUCUUCAGUUUGGCACAAGUGGAAAAAGGAAUGUAUUCGGUUGACUUCAGUUCAUCAAUUUCUUCUUUACAGGCAUUUUUCAUUUGUGUUACUGUUAUAAGUUGUCAAAAAUCAUCUGAUCUUCUGGAUUUCAACAAUGCUUCCAGUGAAAAAGUUCACCAGGAGCUGAGGAGCUCUGGUAAUGGAACAAAGAAGAUCCACACCAUUUCCUCCGGGGAAACACAUGUGAAAUACACUCUAAGCCCUCCUCUUUCCCCUUUUGAAAGGGUGUAG
This is a messenger RNA of Dovyalis caffra, 1191 nucleotides long. NCBI's taxonomy places the organism in Eukaryota, Viridiplantae, Streptophyta, Magnoliopsida, Malpighiales, Salicaceae. The record is from the annotation of a GenBank genome assembly.